CCAUUUUUUCCAUCUUUGCCAACAUAUAGCACUGCCGGCCAGAUCUUCGACCAUUUCUUUUCCAAGCCACUUCUAGUAUAUAUGCCCCUCGUUCCAUAUUCUGUUGAGCUUUCUACUUCCCGUAUGAAGAAAGGCAGAGGGCCUUGUUGAGACCGUGUUCUUCAGAGUUGAGAUUUUCCUUCUUGGUGGAGAUGGAUAUUCUGGUAUAGUAAUUCUCGGCGAAGAUGGAAAACAUUCAACAUGCCUCCGCAUCCUCUGGGCCGGCGAUCGAUGAUCCUGAUGCUGCUUCUGUUAAGGCAGCGAUGCGAGUUCCUGUUACUGUUAUGCUUGGUCCCAUGGGCACCCUCCUCCGGAAACUCCAUUGGCUCAUGGCUCCCAGACAGAGUCUGGCGCCAGAUCUGCUCAGGGCGGAAGAAGUCUCUCUUCUCAGUGAUGGCCUCAAGAAAUUAUGCAUCUCCCUGAAGAAUAUGUCUGAAGAUGAGGAUCCUAGCUUCAUGGUUCAGUGGUGGAUGAAGAUAGUUCGUGAACUUUGCUAUGACACGGAAGAUCACCUCGACGAGGUCUGCCGCGCCGGGACCCAUCAUGAUUUUUCAGACUUACUUGCUCGUGUGGAUGAUGCGAGUGAAAGCCGCCAAUGUUUCGAGUGGUCUCCUCCCAAGACAGUUAAACCAGCUGAACGGGGGAGAACUGGUGUCAGCCGCCGCACCUCCCUCGAGCUGCCGGUUCCCCUACCUGUCCAUGUGGAGCCGCCAAACAAGCUAGUCGAGCUGUUGGAUUUACACGACGAGGGGAAGGCACUAAAGGUGAUAACUAUAACUGGAUGUGCAGGUGUUGGGAAGACGACAGCUGCCAGAGCCUUGUAUCACAGGUAUGGAGGGAAGUUUCAGUGCCGGGCUUUCGUAACGGUGUCACGGAAUCCAGAUAUGAGGGGGUUUCUCACCAGCAUACUCUCACAACUUAAGGCACCACCGCCCCAUCGUUUUCCUGAUGUGCCGGACCUUAUUGGUGCUAUCGGCAAACAUCUGCAAGGCAAAAGAUACAUCAUCGUAAUUGACGAUUUAUGGACUUCGUCAGUAUGGAAUAUUAUUAGCCGUGCUUUUCCACGUGGUGAUUAUUGCAGCAGAAUAAUAACAACCACACAAAUUGAUGAUGUAGCAUUGGCAUGCUGCAGUUAUGACCCAGUCUAUAUAUAUAAGAUGUUCCCUCUUAAUGAUCCUGAGUCUAGAAAGUUAUUCUUCGGUAUAGUGUUUGGCUCUGAAGAUGGAUGUCCAAUAGAUAUCAAAGAAGUUUCAUAUGAUAUUGUCAAGAAGUGUAGUGGUUUGCCAUUUGCAGUUGUAAAUAUAGCCAGACUUUUAGCAAGCGAAUCACACAUUGUAAGGGAGAGGUGGGAGCACAUACAAGAUUCUUUGCCGUCCACUUCCGAAGACAUGAUUGAUGUUCUAAAUCUUCUGUACAAUAUACUCCCACACCUUAUGUACAACAGCCUUCCACCUCGUUUGAGGACAUGCUUGCUAUAUCUCAGUAUGUAUUCUGAGGGCCACGUGAUCAAGAAGGAUGAGUUGGUGAAGCAGUGGGUAACUGAAGGUUUUCUCAGUGCUGUUGGAGGACGAAACACACAAGAAAUUGCUGAGGGUUAUUUUGAUGAGCUUGUGUUUAGAGGAAUGGUCCAGGCUGUGGACAUCAACAAUAACGGCGAGGUGUUGUCAUGUACAGUUCACCAGAUGGUUCUGGAUUUUAUCAGGCUCAAAUCCAUGGAGGAAAAUUUCAUCAUCAAUGUAGACUUUUUUCAAUCAACUCUUGCACUUCCUGACAAAGUUCGCCGAUUGUCCAUCCAGUUUGGAGGGGUAAAAGGUGCAUACAUACCGGAAAGCAUUGUAACAUCCCAUGUUCGAUCGCUUAUAUUUUGGGGUUUCUUCAAGUGUAUACCUCCCAUUAUGGAUUAUUAUGGAUUUCUUCGGGUUCUGAUUCUUCAUAUUUGGGCUGAUGAAGAGAAGGAGAGUUUUGACCUCACUGGGAUUGGGAAGCUAUUACUUCUGAAUUAUCUCAAGAUUGAAAGUAAUACCACCAUCAAACUUCCAGAUAAGAUUCAACGUCUGCAACACUUGGAGACACUGCAAGUUAAUGCAAGAUUAACUGUUGUUCCGUCAGAUAUCGUUAGUCUGCCGCGUAUGUUGUGCCUCAGCCUUCCUAGUGAUGCUGACAUGCCCAGUGGUAUAGGACGCAUGACAUCUCUUCACACUCUGGGGUAUUUUGAUCUCAGCAAUAACCCAGCUGACAGUGUGAAGGACCUUGACCAUCUUACCAAUCUUGGGGAUCUUCAUCUUACUUGUGCCAAGUUAGAUAACUAUAAUCUACAGAACAACAUCAAACUGCUCGGCUCGGUUCUUUGGGAACUUAUCAGCCUGAAGUGUUUAACUCUGGCACCUGCAGACUCCUCUGAUAUAAAUACUCUGGCUGACGCUGGUGCUUCAAGCAUGGGAAUUUGUUUUGAUGGCUUGAGACUCAAGUUGUGCCAAGAAGCCUCCCGCCCUUGGGCUCUCCAAAGACUAGAGUUGUCGCGGCACUGUUGCACCUUCUCCAGACUGCCCGAGUGGAUUGGAAUUCUUUUGAACCUCCGCAUCCUAAGGAUUGCAAUUAGGGAGCUAUCAGAGGAAGAUAUCCAUGUCCUGAAAGGACUACGUUUCCUCACUGCUCUCACCUUGUAUGCCCAGACAGCUCCUGCAGACCGGAUCGUCAUCAAGGAGGGAUUCGAAGUGCUCACGUACUUCAAGUUCAUGUGUGGUGCACCAUGCCUGUCCUUUGUGCCAGGAGCAAUGCCCAAAGUCCAAAAGAUCAAGCUAGGGCUCAAUUUAAGCAAAAGGAGCUCAGAAUUAGAUAGCAUUAUUGAAGCUGCUUGCUUCCAUCACUUGACAGGCCUUACAGAGAUCUCUGUCAAAUUUGGGACUCGGGGUGCUGAUGAAUUCCGAAUAAAAUAUGAAGAGUCUGCAUUGGAGGCUGCCUUUAGGAAUGCCCCAAACAGUACUACAAUCAGAGUAAAAUGUGUUGAUGUGAUUUUUUGUGCCGAGGAGGAUAAGUGUACCGCUACUGACGAACAAGAGGAAAAGCGACAGGCGAUUGAACAAGACAAGGAAAAUAUCAGGGAACAUGAGAGCAGAUAUCCAAGAACAGAUCGCGUUUUCACGGCACUGAUGCACCACGCACAAUCAGUUGACCUCGUGACGGGAGCAAGCAAUACUCUACCCCUCGGCGGCGAGAGACCGCCCACUCCCACCGUCGUGGAGCACAGAGAGCUUGAUCGCCUCGAGAUGGUCGGCCUAGUGAGCCUGGUGGGCAUGAUCCUACCGAUGGUGCAACUGAUCGCAAGUGCCGCGGAGACGGCACGACAGAACAAGAAGAAGUGCUGGGAGCUCGCCCAACGCACGUGCACUCUGGCCAACGUACUGCCCUACUACAAAUACCCGGCGGCGAACGACCAGGAGGCGGUGACAGUGAUGAGGAGGCUCAAGGAGACCCUCGACGAAGCGUUGACGCUCAUCCAGUCCUGCCAGACUGUAACUGUAUUCUCCCGUAGGCGGAAGGCCGCCGAAUUAGAUGGGGUUAAUAGAAAGAUCGACGACUGCAUCACGGACCUCAAUUUCAUCAGACAAGUUCGGACAAAUCACGUAGCAGCACCUAGCGCAGUCCCACUCCCAGCUCAAACUUGCUGCUACUAUCAGGCACAAGGAGGAGGAGGUGCCUCCAACAGCGCCUGUGUUGGCUACCCCCGGCCGCCUCAGCGCGCACCCGUCAAUGUUCACUGGACUCCAGCUCCAGCUCCCUACCAAGGUUCUCCAGCUCCCUACCAAGGUUCUCCAGCUCCCUCGGCCUCGGGUCAUAAUCUAUAGCAGAGACUAUGAAUGAUAAAUCAUCUAUUCGCAGCAGGUAUAUAUGCAUGGUUAUGUGCAAGUGCAACGAAACGAUUGAUGCAAAAGGAUCCAUGGGGAUAUCCCCUUUCUGAAAGAAAAAAAGAUCGUCUCUUUCAUUUUGCUCUCAAUUUAGUUGAACUAUAUGUAUGCCUGAGAUUUUUCUUGUUUAUGUCUCACAAGGUAUUUCAAUAGACAUCAGUAUUUUUCCUGCAAAAGGGAAAUGACUGCAACUCAUCAAGCAAUGCAUUGGAUUAAUCAAUUGCAUGGAUUCUACUUG
Messenger RNA from Triticum dicoccoides, 4182 nucleotides. Its product is annotated as disease resistance protein RGA5-like. Gene Ontology annotation, molecular function: ADP binding. Bases 225 to 3884 code for a protein of 1219 amino acids. NCBI's taxonomy places the organism in Eukaryota, Viridiplantae, Streptophyta, Magnoliopsida, Poales, Poaceae. Gene Ontology annotation, biological process: cell surface receptor signaling pathway; defense response to other organism. The record is from RefSeq and is a predicted model, not a curated record. The transcript is spliced from 6 exons.